Messenger RNA from Fopius arisanus, 2056 nucleotides. RefSeq names its product UDP-glucose pyrophosphorylase (gene UGP). Lineage: Eukaryota; Metazoa; Arthropoda; Insecta; Hymenoptera; Braconidae. Gene Ontology annotation, biological process: glycogen metabolic process; UDP-alpha-D-glucose metabolic process. The record is from RefSeq and is a predicted model, not a curated record. The transcript has 2 exons. Gene Ontology annotation, molecular function: UTP:glucose-1-phosphate uridylyltransferase activity. The coding region runs from base 107 to 1627 and encodes 506 amino acids. Gene Ontology annotation, cellular component: cytoplasm.
UGGGUCUUGUAUCAGAGCUGUCCAGAGUCUCAACAGCUGCACACCGUUAACUAGUUCUAGAUUAAAUUUUGAAUCAGUCGUUUUCCUUCCAUCGAGCCAUUCAGACAUGGAGUAUUUACUUCGCUCAAGAGGGCACAGCAGAUCUCCCUCAGACACUCAGGCAUUCCGAGAAAGAACGAAAAGAGACGCUGAGAAUGAGCUCGCAGCAGAGCUGCAGAAGCUGGAGAACACAGCACCACCGCACCUCCGCCAGGAAUUCCACGACGAAUUCGCGGGUUUUACGAAGCUCUUCCAGAGGUUCCUGCAGGACUCGGGCCCCUCAGUGGUAUGGGAGCAGAUCCAGAAGCUUCCAGAGGACGCAAUCAGGGAUUACGACUCCCUGAAGGAGCCAACGAACGAGGAAAUUCGCGACAUGUUGAACAAACUGGUGGUGGUGAAGCUGAACGGUGGCCUGGGUACCAGCAUGGGAUGUCACGGUCCAAAAUCCUCGAUAGUCGUUCGCAAUGAUCUGACAUUUCUCGAUUUAACAGUUCAGCAGAUCGAGCACCUGAACAAGGCAUACGGAGCAAGUGUUCCUCUCGUGCUGAUGAACUCCUUCAACACUGACGCAGAUACUCAGCGAAUAAUCCGAAAAUACAAAGGUUUCGACGUUAUCAUAAAGACAUUCAAUCAGAGCUGUCAUCCGAGGAUAAACAAGGAGUCACUGCUGCCAGUGGCGAGAAACUGCGACGUCAACGAGGAGCUCGAGGCCUGGUAUCCUCCAGGACAUGGUGAUUUCUACGAGAGCCUCCAGCGUUGUGGACUUCUCGAUGAAUUCAUCAAGGACGGCAGGCAAUACUGCUUCAUAUCCAACAUCGAUAACCUGGGGGCAACUGUUGACCAUAAAAUUCUCAAGCUCCUGCUGAACCCCACCACUGAGCCUCACGAAUUCGUUAUGGAAGUCACUGACAAGACAAGAGCCGAUGUCAAGGGAGGGACUCUUAUACAGUACGAUAAUAAAUUACGACUCCUCGAGAUCGCACAAGUACCCAAGGAGCACGUCGACGAAUUCAAAUCCGUUAAGAAAUUCAAGUUCUUCAAUACCAAUAAUCUCUGGGUUAAGUUCAGUGCCAUUGAGAGAAUUCUCAAGGAGAAGACCCUGGAUUUGGAGAUCAUUGUCAAUCCUAAGGUCUCUGAUACUGGAAUUCAUGUUAUUCAACUGGAAACCGCUGUGGGAGCUGCCAUGAAGUCCUUCGAGAGGUCCAUUGGCAUUCAUGUAUCUCGCAGCAGAUUUUUACCUGUCAAGAAGACUUCUGAUCUCAUGCUCGUUAAAAGCAAUUUGUAUGUUCUGAGGAAUGGAUCGUUGCUCAUGAGUCCUCAGAGGAUGUUCCCGGGGACUCCCCUUAUCAAACUUGGGGACAAUCACUUUGCCAAGGUUGAGGAGUUCCUCAGGAGAUUCAGCACCAUUCCUGAUUUGUGUGAACUAGAUCAUCUCACUGUCUCUGGGGAUGUCACUUUUGGCAGGGAUGUCUCACUCAGAGGAACUGUCAUUAUCAUUGCUAAUCAUGGGGACCGAAUUGAUUUACCCUCUGGCACGAUUUUAGAAAAUAAAAUUGUGUCGGGUAAUCUCAGGAUUCUGGAUCACUGAGGAAAAUCUCGAAAAUUUCUUGGGGGUCCAAGGGAGAUGAUUCUUGUGGAGUUAGAAAUGGUUUUUUAAUUUAAUUAUGAAUUAGAAGGAGAAUAUGGGGUCGUGAAAGAAUUUAGUGAGACCAGGAGUUUGAUUAUCUCGAUUAUCCUCCUCAGAUUGGAAAUUGGAGUACUAAUCCAGCGGUAGUCGAUGGUUUUAGUUGGAAAAAUAUAUUUUAUCGUAGGAAUCGUCUCCUUGGACGUUCUCAAUAGAUCAAUAAGUGAUAUGAUUCGUUUUUUAAUCAUGAGGGCUCUAGGAAAAUUUUAUCCCCGUUCUCUGUCCCUAUCCUAAUCAACUUGUAGAUGUUUUUUUUUCUGUCUGAAAUAUUAUUUUCGUUCUAGUCUGCACUCAAGUUAUACUCAGUCGUAAAAAUAAAAUUGUGUGGAAUUU